GAGGCGCGCCCACUCCACCCCGAAACGGCAAGUAGAGGCUCCACCCGUUUCACGCGGCCGCGCGCGGUUGUUCUUCUCACGCUCCGCACCCACCCACCGCUCCCCACUCGCACCACAACCACCAGCUCAAGUACCCGCGGAUCCUCGCAGCUGAGCUUCUGCGGAGCUGGCGUCAACCGUGAGCAACCGAGCCAUGGCCGUGCAGGGCGCCGUCGUCCUCGCGCUCCUCGCGGUGCUCUUGCAGUCGGCGCACGCGGCGGGGGGCGGCUGCGCGGGCGAGGCGUUCUCGGCCAACCGCGCCUACGCGGCGUGCAGCGACCUGCCCCGCCUCGGCGCGUCCGUGCACUGGACCUAUGACCGCGCGUCGGGGGACCUCUUCGUCGCGUUCGUCGCCGCGCCCGCCGCGCCGGGCGGCUGGGUGGCGUGGGCGCUCAACCCGUCCGGCGACGGCAUGCCUGGCGCGCAGGCGCUCGUCGCCUUGCCGUCCUCUGACGGCGCCGCGUGGGCCGUCCGGACGUACAACCUCUCCGGGUACGCGCUCGGGGAGCCCGGCCCCAUCGCGUUCAAGGCGACCGACCUCGCGGCCGAGCUCGGCGCCGACGGCCGCGUCAGGGUCUUCGGGAGGCUGAAGCUCGGCCACGGCAUGGGCGUGCUGAACCAGGUGUGGCAGGUCGGCGCCGCCGUCUCCGGCGGGAACCCCGCUCCGCACGCCAUGGGCGGCGACAACCUCGCCGCCAAGGCCAAGCUGGACCUGCUCAGGGCGACCACCGCAACCGCCGGAGCCGAUAGCACCACCAAGAAGCGCAAUAUUCAUGGAGUCCUGAACGCCGUGAGCUGGGGCAUUCUGCUGCCCAUGGGCGCCAUCUUUGCAAGGUACCUCAAGACAUUCAAAUCGGCAGACCCCGCGUGGUUCUACCUCCAUGUCACCUGCCAGCUGAUCGGCUACGUCGUCGGCGUCUCCGGCUGGGCCACCGGCAUCAACCUCGGCAAGGAGUCCAGGGGCAUCACCUACACUCACCACCGCAACAUCGGCAUCACAGUCUUUGCUCUCGGCACCCUGCAAAUUUUCGCGCUGUUCCUGAGGCCCAAGAAGGAGCACAAGUACCGGCUGUACUGGAACAUGUACCACCACUCCGUCGGGUACACCGUCAUCGUACUGGGCAUCAUCAACAUCUUCAAGGGCAUGGCCAUCCUCGGCGUGGAGCAGCGGUGGAGGACCGCCUACAUCGCCGCCAUCUGCGUCCUGGUCAUCGUCGCCGUGACCCUGGAGGUCGUCACGUGGGGCGUGGUCGUCAGGAGGCGCAAGGCGGAGAGCAAGACCUUCAACAACGCCUCCAACGGCCAUCUGCCGCAUUCCGUGUGAAUUUUCAGGUCCUCUGGCCCGUCCGUUUAUCACUACUAGCGUGUAAAAUGUGUGUAAUGUAACUAUGGGCAGAUGGUAGGUAGUUUUGUAAGCAUUUUAUCCCGUGAUUUUGGCCUGCGUAUUUUUGUUUGGUAUGUGUAUUCCACUGAAGUUUGAGCUGCAGUGAGCAUGUUUUGUGAGAA
Molecule: messenger RNA, 1545 nt
Organism: Phragmites australis (common reed)
Lineage: Eukaryota; Viridiplantae; Streptophyta; Magnoliopsida; Poales; Poaceae
Product: cytochrome b561 and DOMON domain-containing protein At5g47530-like
Exons: 3
Coding region: 194-1363 (389 amino acids)
Source: RefSeq, a predicted model, not a curated record